This is a messenger RNA of Dentiscutata erythropus, 201 nucleotides long. The record is from the annotation of a GenBank genome assembly. NCBI's taxonomy places the organism in Eukaryota, Fungi, Glomeromycota, Glomeromycetes, Diversisporales, Gigasporaceae.
AUGCCCCUGAUUCCAGUACCUCCACCGGCCAGAUAUACUUACUUAGUAUCUCGACGUGGUGACAUUGCACUCUCAAUCUUGGCGGGAUCACUUGCGUUCUACUUUACUGGGCCAAAUAUCGAUGACUCGAGAAUGAAAACCUCUGAAAAAAGUUUAUGGAAUCUAGUUAAAAGGCGAUUUAAAAAAAAUAGCCGAAAUUAG